AUGGGCUGGUUCUGGGCAGACGCAACGCUCGCCGCGCCGGUUGCGCCGCACCCAUUACCAAGAGGCGACGCCUCCCCUCCUCCCGGCUGCCCCAUGCACAAGCCAUCCUCCACCUCAAAAUCCAUAUCAUCCACCAGCACAUUACUAGCCGCGCCCACAAUACCGCAAGGCUCCUGUCCCUACAUCCCUCCCGACAGCGCCACAUCCCGCACUUCCGCACCACAACCCACCAACUCAACCGCCUCUACACUCUCCAAGUUCAACCCCCUCAACUACAUGCCCUCCCUAUCCAACAAGCGCGAAUCGUCUCAUCAAAGCGCCGACCUCCCCCUCUCCCGCGAGCGGUCCUCGAUACCCAAAGGCGACGGCACCGGCAACUGGGAAUACCCAUCCCCGCAGCAGAUGUACAACGCGAUGCUGCGCAAGGGCUACACGGACACCGACACCUCGGCCGUCGAGUCCAUGGUCGCGGUCCACAACUUCCUGAACGAGGGCGCCUGGGCCGAGAUCGCGGAGUGGGAGCGGCGCUUCGGGCGUGGGCUGUCGCGGGGAUGGCGGGCGUGCAAGCGCGGCGAGGCAGGCACGGUGUUUGACGCCUCGACGGGUGUGGAUUGGGACGAGAGGAGGGAGCAGAUGGAGGAGCCAAGACUGGUGAGGUUCAUGGGGCGUCCGGGAGAGCUGACGCCAAAAGCGAGGAUGCUGCAGGUACUAGCAUGGGCGUACCCGGACAAGUUCGGCACGCAGCCGCCGUUUGAUAGGCAUGAUUGGUUCGUGCAGAGGAGGUUGCCUGGGGGCCAGACACGGGAGGUUAGGUAUGUGAUUGAUUACUAUGAGGGACCGCCGGAGCCGACAGGGGAGCCUGUGUUCUUCUUGGACGUUAGGCCGGCGGUGGAUGGGCCGACAGCAGCGUUGGAGAGGACGAUGCGAUGGGGUGGAGACGUAUGGUAUCGGGCCAGCGGAGGGAGUGUGAGGGAACAAAGCACGGAGAGUAGAUAG
This is a messenger RNA of Coniosporium apollinis CBS 100218, 996 nucleotides long. RefSeq lists its product as uncharacterized. The transcript has 2 exons. The coding region runs from base 1 to 996 and encodes 331 amino acids. Gene Ontology annotation, biological process: cytochrome c-heme linkage. Gene Ontology annotation, cellular component: mitochondrion. Gene Ontology annotation, molecular function: holocytochrome-c synthase activity. Lineage: Eukaryota; Fungi; Ascomycota; Dothideomycetes. The record is from RefSeq and is a predicted model, not a curated record.